This is a messenger RNA of Xenopus laevis (African clawed frog), 2528 nucleotides long. RefSeq names its product WD repeat domain 38 L homeolog (gene wdr38.L). The record is from RefSeq and is a predicted model, not a curated record. The transcript has 8 exons. Bases 151 to 1068 code for a protein of 305 amino acids. Lineage: Eukaryota; Metazoa; Chordata; Amphibia; Anura; Pipidae.
UUAGCAUUUAGGCGGGUUGUAGCUGUAGCAACGGGCUGGCUUUCUGUAUACACAGGGAGACACUGCUAAAUUGCAUUGCCUGACACCAGUGCAUGUUAUGAGCAUGAGUUCUAAUAAAGACGGCGUCUCCCUAUUUCCCACUCCGUAAAGAUGUGGAAGAAUCCAUCAGAAUAUUUCGCCACAGCAACCGUGAAGUAUUUUGAGAGACACAAAGGAGAGGUCAAUUCCUGUGCCCUGUCUCCAGACUGCCAACUUGUCCUCACAUGUUCUGACGACAGCCGCAUCCAUCUGUGGGAAGCAAAAAGUGGGACCCUCAAGCAAAAAGUGACCGGUCAUACAGGACCAGUAAAAUCGUGCUGCUUCUCCCCUGAUGGAUUGCUGUUUGCUAGUUCUUCCCAUGACUGCACGGUACGGAUAUGGAAAGUGGAUACUGUAGAUUGCCUCCAUGUGCUUAGAGAUCAUUUGAAGAGUGUCGAGACUGUUUGCUUCAGCCCUGACUCCAGAUAUCUAUUGUCUGGAGGAUGGGACCACACUGCCAUUCUGUGGGAAGUACAGAAUGGUCAAAAACUAAAAGUUUACCAGGGCCAUCGUGAUGCCAUUCAGUGCAGCGCCUUCUCACUAAAUGGAUCAUAUAUAGCCACGGGAUCCUGGGACUAUACGGUCAGAGUCUGGAUACUGCAGAAUAAAGGAACAGACAAGAUAUUGGAAGGACAUAAGAGUAAUGUCAGCUGUGUUUCCUUCUCUGUAUCUGGCAUGCUGGCCUCUGGUUCCUGGGAUAAAACAGUUCGUGUUUGGAACCCACGUAAUGGCUCUCUCAUCUUCUUAAUGACUGGGCAUUCUGGAUGGGUGAAAAACAUGACCUUCUCCCGUGAUGGUAUUCUCCUGGCGUCCACUGGAUAUGAUAAGAAGGUGAGGCUCUGGGACUGUGAAAAUGGGAGAUGUGUCAAGGUACUGAAGGUAAGAUCAUUUCUUUUUCCUUUGCUGGCUCAAAAAUAUUUUAUACCUUUGAAGCCUUUUAUUGGAUGGGUGUAUUAUUUCUGUGUAUGCUCUUUCCAUUGUAGGGGAUGAUGGAGGUGGUACAUGCAUGUGCAUUCUCACCAGAUGGUACCCUGUUUUUAACUGGAGCCAUUGGACUUUACCCAGCCUGCUGAACCACAACGAUAUUGAAAAGAUCCACUUGGAACUAAAUAUUAAAGAAUACACUCAAUGCAUCAUGUGUAAGGGCUGCAGUUUGCCUUUGAAGUUCAGACAAAAAUGGAUUGAGAUCCAAACUCUGCCAGUCUGACAUUAGGAUUCUUGUUUUUAAGUUAUUCUUGUGUAGUUCUGUGCUUGGGGUCUUAGUCACUGUAAAACAAAUCUUUCCCCCAAAGCUCAAGUUUCUCAGACUGCAUUAGGGUUUCUUUCGGGGUUUUACUGUAUUUUACUGCAAAAAAGAUGGUUGAAAAAAAGACUUGCCUUUAGUAGUUGAUCCAGAGCAGUGAUCCCCAACCAGUAGCUCGUGAGCAACAUGUUGCUCCCCAACCCCAUGAAUGUUGCUUCCAGAGCAGGUACUUAUUUUUGAAAUCCAGGCUUGGAGGCAAGUUUUAGUUGCAGAGAAACCAGGUGUACUGGCAAACAGAAACUCCUGUAGGCUUCCAGCCACAUAAGAGCUACCACUAGCCAAUCACAACCUUUAUUUGGCACCACCAGGAACAGUUUUCAUGCGCGUGUUGAUCAACUCUUUUUACAUUUGAUUGUUGCUCACGGGUGAAAAAGGUUGGGGACCCCUGAUCCAGAGGAAGGUAAAAAAAAAAAAAAAAACCCCCGUUAUAUUUACACUUUCUAAAUAGGCAUCCAACUUUUUCUUGCAACAAAUGUAUGUGCCAGUAUGAGAGAAAGUAAGAACGUAAACUUUUCAGUAUUUAAAAAGGAAAAAGUUUUUUGAUUAAAAUGGAACAGUCUUUUAAUUUCUUGCUGCAAGGGAAUCAGGGAGUUUGUAUCACUUAUAUAUUAUACAUAGUUAUCUCCUCAUCAGUGCCUCUUUUUCAGUGAAAAAAACAGCUUGGCCAGUUGACAAAAUGAUUUGUACAUUUACAAACUUUUUCCAUUAAUAUCGCUGUUCUGGGUGAUCACCAUUGCCCCCAAACUUACAGCCCUUUCUAUUUGCAACAGGAACUGAGCCUCUUCACUUACAAGAGUGGGUCUGUAGUUUACCCCUACAAUUAACUUGCCUCUUACCAUACUCUUUGAAAAAUGUCAAUUCAUAAGGCUUCAGCCCUCUCAUUAUCAUUCAGGAAUGGGUUGUCUUUUUAGUGAGAAAAUACAGGGGUACUGAAAUUAUUCCUUAAAUAGUAAUCCAGGGAUUGGUUCUAUUGCCUUCCCCACACUUGGAGAGGGGGAAGGUUGCCUCUCAUUAAAGGAACAGUAACAAAUAUGUUUGGCCUACACAGCACAGUGUAUAGUGUACACAGGAAUUCCAGUUGCUAGUUGCCUUUUUGCCCUGCUUCUACGGGGCAACUUGUAAGUAAAAUUCUACUGAAAGCUUUAAA